UAUCUACCUGCUUAGCCUCGGGUCCACAACGGGACGAUUGAACCGAACCGUCUUUACAAUUUCUGGAGCAGGACUUGAGAAAAGCAAGAAGAAAGUUUAAAAAAUGGAGGAGUCGAUGAUUUCUAUGAUACCGCGGAUUCCAAUGACAUCGUUACCUUUCCGUCCUCGCAGUUCAGAGGACUGGCAGCCGUACCGUCCGAUCAUCUUGAAUUUGUAUAUCAACGACCAGUUGAAGCUCAAAGAUGUCAAGGAGAUUAUGGAACGAGACUAUGGCUUUGUUGCAUCUGAGAAGCAAUACAAGGACCGUCUAGCUGCUUGGAAGGCAAGGAAGAACAUCAAAACCAGCGAGGCACGCAUCAUGCUUCGCAAACAGCAAGAACGCUCUGCCCAGGGAAAGCGUUCAGCAUUCCGGGUUGGCGGGAUGGAGGUUGGGAUGCACAAGAUACUUCGUGCGGCCAGGAGGUCUCGAAACACUGCUACUUCUGCAUCUAGUCCGGAGCCUGAGACGCCCUCAGACAUCAGCUGCUACACGCCCGUUGACAGACCGUCAACGCCAGAAACUCAAGCAUUCGACGAGAGCUUUUCGCAGUCGUCUUCCUAUUCGCAGCCAACAGCCUUUCCACAGCAUGCGGAUUUCUCUCAACCUCCGCCAGUCACUUAUUAUGAUAACAUCCUCUGCGGGACAGAACAUCCGGAUGUAGCUGGCUUUGGCCUGCAACCGCCGUACGGAGGCUCAUGGGAAUCUUCCCUGUUAGUCUUCCAAGAUAAGCUACACGGUCUUCAUGAUAAAUUGACACAAGAUAUACAAAACGGAAGAAACCAGGAGAUGCAGGUCUUGAUGAAUCCUGACAUGCAACCGAAUGCAAGCCAUGGGAGCCAAGUAGACAACGGAUACCACUGGCACCAAGCCCCUUAGAGGAGUUAUUACUCUCAACUAUAGAUCACGAAUGUGGCGAGGGAAAGGCUAUCUUUCGGUGGAGGAGCUUUUGUUCUCAUUAGCCGUACCUCAGAUGCCCAGAAGUGUUUUGUUCUUUUUCUUUUUCUUUUCAUUAUAACAAGAUCCGCAUUGGGCCUUGUAUGUGAUGGUCGGACCUAAAUAUGGGGUUAGAGUGGAGUAGAGGGUGCAGGAUUGGUGUUGACUACUAUUGCAUUGGCUCAAGGUGUUCCUUUAUU
Paecilomyces variotii is the source of this 1173-nucleotide messenger RNA. Its product is annotated as Clr5 domain-containing protein. Lineage: Eukaryota; Fungi; Ascomycota; Eurotiomycetes; Eurotiales; Thermoascaceae. The record is from RefSeq and is a predicted model, not a curated record. Bases 104 to 916 code for a protein of 270 amino acids. The transcript is spliced from 5 exons.